Molecule: messenger RNA, 1027 nt
Organism: Styela clava
Lineage: Eukaryota; Metazoa; Chordata; Ascidiacea; Stolidobranchia; Styelidae
Source: RefSeq, a predicted model, not a curated record
GCAACGUAAACGCGAGGAGAGGAUUUCAAAAUCAGUUUGUUCAAAAGUUUCAACUUUUUAGCACUUCUGAAAACAAAUCAUGCCGAAAAAGGGACUCAAGAGCUUAAAGGGCUGCAGUCCAUCUUGCUGCAGAAGAAAAAGUAACACUUUGAGCGAUGAAGAAUUUGAUGAUCUUCAGACAGUUGCUUUGACAAAUCGUGUGGUCGAGGAGACCGAGACAGAGGGACUGAUAAGGCAUCCUCAUGUCAGUACAGGAUCACUAUCCGAAGCCUCCCUUGUCAACAUUUCCCAGCGGGCACAUCCUGAGAGCCCAAAACAACAAAAACUAUCUAUUGGAAAUCGAGCAAAGGCCUACCUUCCUGAAGAAGUCAAUCUUUCAAGCGACGAAGAAACAGAAGAUCUCAAUCAGAAAUCGGUUCAUUUUGCAGUGUGUCAUGACCCGGAUGCCAAGGACACUCGUGAACAAUACAGAAGCACACCUGUAAAAGAUAAGCAACAUAAAUCCCAGCAAUACAACGAAGAACAUUUCUUUCUGAGUUCCAGUGAUUCGGAGAAUAUUGUGAAGAUCUCAUUAGCAGACUUGAAAACGUACGUUCACGAAUACGUUCGCAAAAUAGUGGAGUCAGCCUUAACAGCAGUGGCCAGGGAAGACUAUAUAGGAAGAAACGAAGAUAUACCGAGUCCCAGUGGUGUCAAAAUAACGGAGAAAGAAUGCGAUGAUGAUACAGAUGACGGGAUAGACGUAAGCAGCUCAGACGAAACCGAUUUGAUCAGCAGCAUGGUGGACGAUAUGCUUGCUGACAUCACCAAAGUUAUGACGUCAAAGCAACAAAAUCCGGAAACUCCAACGGAUGGCAGCGUUAGUGACGUAAGCACUGUGACAUCAGAAUCGGUUAGACAGAUAGAGAGCUUAUCAUCUCUUGAAUGGGACGGGUACGAGCCUCUGCUCAGAGAAGAGCCUUCGUUCAGUGAUGUCGCAACUCGUAUUCCAGCAACUGUUGUUUUUGUUAUGACAAAUAAAUUUUAA